ACGGUACCUGAUCCCCCCCAUUCACCAACCUUGAACUCCACCACUUCGAUAUUUGAUCGGCUGCAUCUAACUACAAAGUCACCCAAAACUCUUUCACUGGACAACUGACUUCUGGAGAUUGCGAUAACGAACAAGCCUAAGGGGCACUCAUAUUACUGUAGCUGGAGAUCCUGUCAACAACCUCGCCUUUUGCAACUCAGCGCCGACAUCGAUUUUCGUUGUCUACUUACCUACCUGACCUACUUACCUUAGACAUUAUCUCGCAAGAUCCAUCUCGCUGUCUUUCAUUCUCCUUUUCCGCCUCCGUGUUUUCUUUGACGAGACAACACCAACCCAGACAGUCUAUCGCCCAACAUGGCCAACGACGAAUAUGAUUUUCUCUUCAAAGUGGUGUUGAUUGGAGACUCGGGCGUUGGAAAGUCCAACCUACUUAGUCGAUUCACCCGAAACGAAUUCAAUUUGGACUCUAAGUCGACCAUCGGUGUCGAGUUCGCAACCCGAUCUAUUCAGGUCGAUUCCAAGACGAUCAAGGCACAGAUUUGGGAUACCGCUGGUCAGGAGCGAUAUCGCGCUAUCACCUCUGCUUAUUACCGAGGAGCGGUUGGUGCGCUACUCGUCUACGACAUUAGCAAGCAUCAGACCUAUGAGAACGUGACAAGAUGGCUCAAAGAACUUCGGGACCAUGCCGAUGCCAACAUCGUCAUCAUGCUGGUCGGUAACAAGAGCGAUUUACGGCACCUACGAGCUGUUCCCACAGAGGAAGCCAAAGCAUUUGCUAGCGAAAACCACCUCUCUUUCAUAGAAACUUCUGCUCUCGAUGCCAGCAACGUUGAGCUUGCCUUCCAGAACAUUCUCACCGAAAUCUACCGCAUCGUUUCGAGCAAAGCAUUGGACAGCGGCGAAGGGUCUCAAGCCCCGAUGGCAGGAACCAACAUUUCGUUGACCAAGUCUCCCGAUGAUGCCGCAAAGCAGGGUGGGAAGUGCUGUUAAUUCUUUUCACACGCUGCGGGACGAUACGACGUUUAUACGGCUGGUAUGAUGUUACGUAUAUGGCGUCACGUAUUGUCCGGAACGAGCAUUCUGGGAUUAAGUGAUGUCACAACGGGGUUCGGAAUAUUGACCUUGAACAGGACAUGACUCUCAUGUUUAUUUUCUUCUUUUCAUUAAUGUUCCUGGCCAUGGUCGGAGAUUUGACAGCUAGAGGUCACUAACAAGUCUAAUCUAACACAAUCGACGUUAGGUACUCACUGAAUGCCAUACUUUUUGUCUGAAGUAAUUCGAUGAAGUGCCUUGCCAUCGGGCUUCGUCAUUACUUUUCCAUGCUAUUGGAUUAAUAUGACAUGAUACAGUACAGCAAAGCGAACCUCUAGCUUCAAUAUUGUGUAAUAUCCAGGCAACUACUGGAAUCAUACUAUAUAUAAUACAGUUAUAUGCUACGUACAAAACAGCCCAAGUGAUUGCUAUAGUUCAUGCUUCUCUUCUUUCCAUGCAACGCUCUCCUCCCACAUACAUACCUACAUAGUAUGUAAAUUCGUUGUGUCUACCUACUGUACCUACCUAGUACUACGUAGGGUAGGGUAGAUGCG
Messenger RNA from Hypoxylon fragiforme, 1586 nucleotides. Its product is annotated as ras family protein. Gene Ontology annotation, molecular function: GTP binding; GTPase activity. Lineage: Eukaryota; Fungi; Ascomycota; Sordariomycetes; Xylariales; Hypoxylaceae. Gene Ontology annotation, biological process: exocytosis. The record is from RefSeq and is a predicted model, not a curated record. The transcript is spliced from 5 exons. Gene Ontology annotation, cellular component: recycling endosome. The coding region runs from base 355 to 990 and encodes 211 amino acids.